AUGGUCCAUGGCUAUGGCAAUGACAUCAGCUGGACUUUUCAAGCCACCCCAAUCUUCCUUGCCCAAAACGGGUUUGCCUCGUUUGCCCUUGAUUUACAGGGCCAUGGCCUCUCCCAAGGCCUCAAGGCCUAUGUCCCCAAUGUCGACCUUCUUGUUGAUGACUGCAUCUCGUUCUUCAACUGUGUAUUAACCCAAGAUCCCACUUUGCAAAACCUCCCAAGAUUCUUGUACGAUCUUGGCAACCCCCUUCGUCCACCCCUCCGCGUGGAAUCAUCUGUAUGGUCCAUGGCUAUGGCAAUGACAUUAGCUGGACUUUUCAAGCCACCCCAAUCUUCCUUGCCCAAAACGGGUUUGCCUCCUUUGCCCUUGAUUUACAGGGCCAUGGCCUCUCCCAAGGCUUCAAGGCCUAUGUCCCCAAUGUUGACCUUCUUGUUGAUGACUGCAUCUCGUUCUUCAACUGUGUAUUAA
Fraxinus pennsylvanica is the source of this 468-nucleotide messenger RNA. The record is from the annotation of a GenBank genome assembly. Lineage: Eukaryota; Viridiplantae; Streptophyta; Magnoliopsida; Lamiales; Oleaceae.